AUGCGCAACAUAUUCUGUAACAAUAAAUUUCGGGGAUCAAGCUCUGCUAAGCUUGUAUUAUAUGCAAGGUACGGCAAUAUCGGUUGUCAGCAGCCAUCAGAAUUGGUUCCGCUCUGUAUACCGGUAGCGAUCCGGCGUAAAACCAACCGGUCAGGUGCAGCCGUAACAAAGAACAACCAGGGUUCUUGA
Messenger RNA from Pyricularia oryzae 70-15, 189 nucleotides. RefSeq lists its product as uncharacterized. Bases 1 to 189 code for a protein of 62 amino acids. NCBI's taxonomy places the organism in Eukaryota, Fungi, Ascomycota, Sordariomycetes, Magnaporthales, Pyriculariaceae. The record is from RefSeq and is a predicted model, not a curated record. The transcript is spliced from 2 exons.